UAAGUAAAGAGAAGUAUAUUAAAAUGAAAGAGGAAACACCAAACUAGUGUCCUCUAGGAAUACAAAGAGUAUACAAAAGCAGCCCCUCGAUUCAAAACCCCUACCUAUAACAAAAGCCUAGCCACUCAAUAAAGCUAACCAGAGACCGCGGGCUCAAAACUAUAGACAUCCUCGCCCAUGACCACAGAUUGAAAGUAAACCGGCACUUUGAUGGGUUUCUUCAAUUUUGAAAAUUCAAUGGUCUUUAGUAUCUUACAGUUGUUGAAUUUUGAGAUAUCUUCUAUAUAUAUGCCUCUGAAACCAAAUAAACAAGUAAAGCAGGAAGAAGAAGGUUGUACUCCAGCAGUGAAGGUGUUCCCAGCUGGAAAAUUUAUCAUCACAUGGAAGGGUUUUCAAUUCUUGGUUUGGUGUUCGCAACUCUUGCUUUCAUAACAACAGAAUUUGCAUGUAAUGGUGAAAUUCAUUCUGGAAACUGCCUCCAAUCAGAUCGAGAAGCUCUCAUUGACUUCAAAAGUGGUUUGAAAUUUUCAAAGAAAAGAUUUUCAUCGUGGAGAGGAAGUGAUUGUUGUCAAUGGCAAGGAAUUGGUUGCGAAAAGGGUACAGGGGCUGUUAUCAUGAUUGAUCUUCAUAAUCCAGAAGGUCACAAAAAUAGGAACUUGAGCGGAGAUAUUAGACCAUCACUGAAAAAACUCAUGUCUUUGAGAUAUUUAGAUUUGAGUUUCAACUCAUUUAAAGACAUCCCAAUUCCUAAAUUCUUUGGAUCCUUCAAAAAUUUAAAAUAUUUAAACCUAUCAUAUGCUGGCUUUAGUGGUGUGAUUCCUCCAAAUUUGGGAAACCUAUCUAACUUGCAGUAUCUUGAUCUUUCUUCUGAAUAUGAACAGUUGUCUGUUGAUAAUUUUGAGUGGGUUGCUAAUCUUGUUUCCUUGAAGCAUCUCCAGAUGAGCGAAGUUGACCUUUCAAUGGUAGGAUCUCAAUGGGUGGAGGCAUUGAACAAGCUUCCAUUUUUAAUUGAGUUGCAUCUUCCUAGUUGUGGCCUCUUUGAUUUAGGUUCCUUUGUAAGAUCCAUUAAUUUUACUUCACUUGCUAUUUUAAAUAUUCGUGGCAACAACUUUAACUCUACGUUUCCAGGAUGGCUUGUAAAUAUUAGUAGCCUUAAGUCCAUCGAUAUAAGUAGCAGUAACUUAUCAGGAAGGAUUCCACUUGGCAUUGGUGAGCUACCUAAUUUGCAGUAUUUGGAUUUAUCUUGGAAUAGGAAUCUUAGUUGCAAUUGCCUUCAUCUGUUGAGGGGAAGCUGGAAGAAGAUAGAAAUUCUCGAUUUGGCUUCAAAUCUCUUGCAUGGUACAAUUCCAAACUCCUUUGGAAACCUUUGCAAGUUAAGAUAUUUGAAUGUGGAAGGUAACAACUUGACAGGAAGUUUACCUGAAUUUCUUGAAGAAAUAAAAAACUGCAGUUCAAAAAGGCUUUUGCCUAAUUUGAAGAAUUUGAUCUUGCCUCAGAAUCACUUGAUUGGAAAUUUGCCAGAAUGGUUGGGUAAGCUUGAAAAUCUUGAGGAGCUCAUCCUAGAUGAUAACAAGCUGCAAGGUCCCAUCCCUGCUUCUUUAGGGAGAUUGUCUCAACUUGUGGAACUCGGACUAGAGAAUAACAAGCUUCAAGGUUUGAUACCUGCUUCUCUGGGGAACUUGCACCACCUAAAGGAAAUGAGGCUUGAUGGAAAUAAUCUAAAUGGAAGUCUCCCGGAUAGUUUUGGGCAACUUUCUGAAUUGGUUACCUUAGAUGUUUCUUUCAAUGGUUUGAUGGGGACUCUCUCUGAAAAACAUUUUUCAAAGCUAAGUAAGCUGAAGAAGUUAUACUUGGACUCUAAUUCUUUCAUUUUGAGUGUCAGUUCCAAUUGGACCCCUCCUUUUCAGAUCUUUGCUCUUGGUAUGCGUUCAUGCAAUUUGGGUAAUUCAUUUCCUGUUUGGCUUCAGUCUCAAAAGGAGGUUGAGUAUCUUGACUUCUCAAAUGCUAGCAUUUCAGGUUCCUUGCCCAACUGGUUUUGGAAUAUUUCCUUCAAUAUGUGGGUUUUAAAUAUUUCCCUCAACCAGAUACAGGGUCAACUUCCUAGUCUGCUAAACGUUGCAGAAUUUGGAUCUAUUGACUUGAGUUCUAACCAGUUUGAAGGUCCCAUUCCUCUUCCAAACCCUGUGGUUGCAUCUGUUGACGUAUUCGACCUAUCAAACAAUAAGUUUUCUGGUUCUAUUCCACUCAAUAUAGGUGACUCAAUCCAAGCCAUACUCUUCCUUUCUCUUUCGGGUAAUCAAAUAACAGGAACCAUCCCUGCUUCUAUAGGAUUUAUGUGGCGCGUUAAUGCCAUUGAUCUUUCAAGGAACAGAUUGGCAGGAAGCAUCCCUUCAACCAUAGGGAAUUGCUUAAACCUAAUUGUUCUAGACCUUGGGUACAACAAUUUGUCUGGAAUGAUUCCAAAGUCUUUGGGUCAAUUAGAAUGGCUUCAGUCGCUUCACCUUGACCAUAACAAUCUCUCUGGAGCGCUCCCAGCAUCUUUCCAAAAUUUAUCGAGUUUGGAAACCCUUGAUCUCAGUUACAACAAGCUGUCCGGUAAUAUUCCAAGAUGGAUUGGAACUGCCUUCAUGAAUCUUAGAAUCCUUAAGUUGAGGUCAAAUGAUUUUUCAGGAAGGCUUCCUUCUAAGUUUUCAAAUUUAAGUUCAUUACAUGUCUUGGACCUUGCAGAAAAUAAUUUGACUGGUAGCAUUCCCAGUACCCUGAGUGAUCUUAAGGCAAUGGCUCAAGAAGGAAAUGUGAACAAGUAUCUAUUUUAUGCGACGUCGCCUGACACUGCAGGAGAAUACUACGAAGAAAGCUCAGAUGUGAGUACAAAAGGCCAAGUCCUAAAAUAUACAAAGACUCUUUCCCUUGUUGUUAGCAUUGACCUUUCCAGCAAUAAUUUAAGUGGAGAGUUUCCAAAGGAAAUAACAGCAUUGUUUGGAUUGGUGAUGCUGAACUUGUCAAGAAACCAUAUCACUGGCCAUAUUCCAGAAAACAUUUCAAGGUUGCAUCAAUUAUCAUCUCUGGAUCUAUCAAGUAAUAUGUUUUUUGGUGUUAUUCCUAGAAGCAUGUCUUCACUCUCAGCUUUGGGUUAUUUGAACCUAUCAUACAAUAACUUCUCAGGUGUGAUUCCUUUUAUAGGGAAAAUGACAACUUUCAAUGCGUCAGUAUUUGAUGGAAACCCAGGCCUUUGUGGAGCUCCACUUGAUACAAAAUGCCAAGGCGAGGGUAUAGAUGGAGGGCAAAAGAAUGUUGUGGAUGAAAAGGGCCAUGGCUACCUUGAUGAGUGGUUUUACUUGAGUGUUGGGUUGGGGUUUGCAGUUGGUGUUUUAGUUCCCUUUUUCAUUUGUACAUUUAGCAAAUCUUGCUAUGAAGUCUAUUUUGGUUUUGUAAACAAAAUUGUGGGCAACUUGGUGCGGCUGAAGAGGAGAGCAAAUCGUAGCUAAAACUGAAGGCAUGCAGUUACAAUGAUUGUAUGUAUACUUUGUGUGAACUUACAAUAAAUUAAAUAUUGUAUGUAAUUUUAUGUUGUACUUUGUGUAAGCUUACAAUAAUCUUGAUUUGGAAAGCAAUUCAUCAAAUCUGUGAAGAAAAA
Vitis vinifera (wine grape) is the source of this 3637-nucleotide messenger RNA. RefSeq names its product receptor-like protein EIX1. Lineage: Eukaryota; Viridiplantae; Streptophyta; Magnoliopsida; Vitales; Vitaceae. The coding region runs from base 381 to 3488 and encodes 1035 amino acids. The transcript is spliced from 3 exons. Gene Ontology annotation, molecular function: protein binding. The record is from RefSeq and is a predicted model, not a curated record.